Suillus discolor is the source of this 789-nucleotide messenger RNA. RefSeq lists its product as uncharacterized. Gene Ontology annotation, biological process: negative regulation of DNA-templated transcription. The transcript has a single exon. NCBI's taxonomy places the organism in Eukaryota, Fungi, Basidiomycota, Agaricomycetes, Boletales, Suillaceae. Gene Ontology annotation, molecular function: DNA-binding transcription factor activity. The coding region runs from base 79 to 753 and encodes 224 amino acids. The record is from RefSeq and is a predicted model, not a curated record.
CUUAACCCUAAUAAACCCCAGACAAAAGGUAUACUACGCACGGUCCUCCUUUCCAACUACUCCAACAUUACCUUGAAGAUGGACACUACGGAUCUCGAGACAUAUCAAGUUCAGCUCUCUCAAGUCGAGCUCGCACUCCAAACAGAUACUGAAAAUGCCGGACUCCUCUCCCUCCGUUCGGAACUACAAGAACUUAUCUCUCUCACCCAACAGUCGCUUGCGCAAGCCGCUUCCUCAUCACGUACAGAUGCUGUCCGUAAGACAGCAAAUUCAACACCUUCACACACAUGGACUGCAGGAAGCGACUGUCUCGCCAAAUACUCAGGUGAUGGCAAUUGGUAUCCUGCACGCAUUACCAGCGUUGGUGGCUCCGCAGAGAACCCUGUAUACAGCAUCAUGUUCAAAGGCUACAAUACGACGGAAUUGAUAAAAGGGUCAGAAAUCAAGGCACUACCAGCAAAUCACCAGGAGAAAGUAUCAGCGCCGAGCAAAAGAAAGCUAACCAAAGCAGAGGACGAGGAGAGAGAUCGGAAGAAGAAGCGCAACGAGAAAAAACUCGAGGUCAAAGCUGCAAAAGCCAAGGAACAACUCGCAAAACAGGCGACGUGGCAGAAGUUUGCUAAGAAGUCUGAGAAGAAGGGCGUCCAUAUUGCCGGUGUGGCAGGCACCAGCAUCUUCAAGACGCCCGACAACCCAUUAGGCCGUGGUGCGUAUCGUUUCAGUUUGUUUGAACGCAGACUUCUUGAUUUCUGAUAACGGCCUUGUAGUCGGCGUUACCGGCAGCGGAAA